AUGGCAAAAAAUGGAAAAGGAAAGAAGCUUACGGUUUAUUUCUCUCACGCUACCAUGAUGGAUAUGGUAUACUCUGCCCUUGGAUUAUUUAUUGAUGACAUACCUCUACGUAGUGAUUUUAGGAAUUCUGAGAGGAAGUGGAGAUCAUCAAAAACGUCUUGUUUUGCCGCCAAUUUAAUAGCAACUUUAAACAGUGGUUGUCCCUACAAAUACUUUGGUUCUAAAUCUUCAUACGACUCAAUCAGGGGCGAUAUAAGGGACUCAAUAUUAAAAUUAAAAGGAUGCAAGCCUAUUAGUAUAUGGGGUCUAUUUAGGCAUGGAAAAAGAUAUCCUUCAAUGAAUUUUGGGAGGAAAAUGGAGGAUGCGCUGGCUAUAAGAGAUUAUAUUAUUUCAAGUUAUGAAAAAGGACAUAGUUCUCUUUGCGCACAAGAUAUAGAGGACUUGAGGAAUUGGUCUAUAGAUGAAAAAAUAUUUAGUAAUUAUAACCAUCUUACUCCGGAAGGUUAUGAAGAAUUGUUGGGGAUUGGGAAACGGUUUAAAGAAGCUCUCCCGGCAUUGUUGGAAAAUUUAGAAAAGGAUAGCUAUAUUUUUCGUCCAGCUUUUGGAAUAUGGAUAGAAAAUAGUGCAAAAGCGUUUGUAAAAGGGCUUAAAAGCAGAAACGUACAUAUUGAUAACGCUCUAUCUGAAUCUGAUGUUAUGGCUCCCUAUCUGACAUGUGGAAAGUAUCAAAUGGAUGUCCUAAGAAACCCGAAUGUGUUUGCUGAGGCAGAAAAGUACAAAGCUAACCCGGACUAUCUGUCUGCUAAAGACAGAAUACAACGAAGAAGCGGUAUUGAUUAUAUUCUCACCGACACAAACAUCACAGCUUUAUACGAUCUCUGUCGCCAUACAUGGUCUGGAAUCAAAAAUAAGCUCAGCCCAUGGUGUGCACUUUUUACUAAAGAUGAUUUGCAGGUUUUAGAAUAUAUAGACGAUUUAAAAGCUUACUAUAAAAGCGGUUAUGGAUCACCUAAAAGUGAGGUAUUUGGCCACAUUCCAUUAACGGACUUAUUGAAUAACUUCCGAAGAACUAAAGACGGCGGAAAAAAGAAGAUCACAGCUUACUUUACGCAUGCAACUAUGUUAGAGAUGGUUUAUACAGCACUGGACUUAUUUAAGGAUAGUAAGCCUUUGAGCAGUGCCAAUAGAGAACGUGAACGUAAAUGGAGAACUAGUUUCAUGGCCGCUUGCGCUGUGAAUCUUGUUGCGGUUUUAAACAGAUGCGUGGACAACGAAGUGAGCGACUACAAUGUCGUCUUCUAUUUAAAUGAAGAACCUAUUAGAUCUAUCUGUGCAGAUGGAAUUUGUACAUGGAAGGAGUUUGAAGACAAAUUGUCACCAUUCUUAAAUACAACUAUUGAUUUCUGCGAGUUUAAGUCUGAACCAUAUUAA
This is a messenger RNA of Parnassius apollo (apollo), 1431 nucleotides long. Lineage: Eukaryota; Metazoa; Arthropoda; Insecta; Lepidoptera; Papilionidae. The record is from the annotation of a GenBank genome assembly.